AUGUCUCUCGGACGCCGGAAAACGCCGUCAUUAUCAUUGACCGCAAUCUUUGCGCUCCUUCUCACAAUUUUCACAAAUAUCGCUUUCGCCAGCAGCAAUCCCUCGUCAAACCAAGACACUCAAGACAAGGACAGCAACGAGCUGAUAUGCCACACCGACAACCCUGAAGAAUGUUACCCUAAAAUAUUCGUACCCACAGAUGAGUUCCAGGCUGUCCAGAAAGACCAGGAGAUCCCUCAAGGUCUCCAUGUCCGACUCAACGUCACAUCGGGCCAGCUCGAGGCCAAGAUCAACGUGGAAGGCGAGGUCCCCGAGGAACUAAAGGGUCUAUCGCCCGAGGAACAGGCCGUCCUGGUCGUCGAGCCUGAGCAGCCCGAGGAGCCACAAGUACCAAAGGGAGCCCCAGUGUACGAACCCGUCGGCGCUGUCAAGAAGCCGCAGCACGAGGCUGGGUAUUUCUACGACGUCCUCUCCAUGAUCAAGGAUCCGGCGACGCGGGACACCACGUAUGACGAUGCAUUGGAGUGGCUGGAGGACCUGAGUCACGACAUGUACUAUGGCCUCAAGCUCACCGAGGACACGCAAGCGGUCAAGGAGCUACUGUGCCUCAUGAGCGACGAUGCGCAGCCUGUGGAGGAGGGCUUCGUGCCUAGGGAUCAGCGUGCGGCGACAAUUGUCGCGGCCGCGUUGUCCAACAACCCUCCCGCUCUGCAAAAAGUCGCCGAGCAAUGGUCGGAACUCAAGGGCAUGACCUGCCUCGUCACUCAAAAGCCGUUGAGUGAAGGGUUUUCCGGCCGCCAGUUCAUCCCCCAGGGUGACGCCGUGCAUGACCCUUCCUCGCCAGGGCGCGUCAAAGCCAAGGUGAGCGUGGUGAACAACAUGAUGAAGAACGACGAGCUCCGGAAAGAGUUUGUCGACAGCGACAUGAUGAAGUAUCUGCUCGAGGUUCUUGUCCCGACGACGCCGUCUUGGACGUCGGCACAGAGAAAAGUGGGCCAGCUGGCGCUGGACAACUUUUUGGACGAGGACAUGGGCGCUGUUCUCGGGCAGUGGCCCGCGGACAAGGUCCAGAUGGACAAGGUGUGCAAAGAAGGAUCGAUGGAGGAUGGAUGCUGGGACUACAGAGUCAAUGAGAUUGCCCAGAACCACAAGGGCGACGACAGCCACUGGAGUGGGGAUUUGGCGAGGAGGCUGGCCGACGCCAGGAAGACACAGGCUAGAAAAGAGCCAGCUCGCGACGAGAAACUCCGCGCCUUUUGCACAUAUUGUCUGGCGCCUGGGACGCCCAAGGCAUGCACACAAUGCCAUGCAGCCUACUACUGCCACCAGAGCUGCCAACGUGCCCACUGGCGGGACGUUCACGCCAAGGAAUGCAAGCCCUUGACCAAGAUGGGCCAGCAGCGCGCAAUGAGCCUGCCGACCCAAGUCCGUCUGCUCAUGCAAUGUCUUCUCGAGGGGAAGAAUCUGGACACGUUGCGAGGGAGUGGAGACAAGAGCCCGGAUAUCGAGAUGAUGGCCAUGGCUGGCGUGGCGUAUGCAGGGCUCGAGACGUCAGAGGCGAAUGUGAAGAGGGCAUGUGACAUUGUUGCAAAGAUCCAAACCAACGCUUUCAACUGGGCGGACGACGAGGCAGGGCAGAUUGGCGUCUUCCUGGAGCCGACCUUUGCCAUGAUGAACCAUUCCUGUACGCCAAAUGCCAUGGUACAAGUGGUUGGGCGCAAGAUCAUUCUUCGCGCAGAGAGUGACAUCAAGGCUGGCGAAGAGAUUGAGAUCUCAUACACAGACUACACAUGGCCCAAGAAGAUGAGAGCCGCCGCUCUCAAGAGCUACCAUUUUAAUUGCCAGUGCCCACGAUGCAAGGAGGACCUCAAUGUCUAUCAAGUCUGCGCCGCGACAGAAGGCAACGACCUCGACAUCUUCAGCCUGGCGCUCGGCGCCUCGUCCAUCAGACAACACCCGGCCGUGACGAACCCUAACACAGCGAGAGCCGCCAGCAAAUUAUCAGAAGAGCUAUGCUCGCUGACGAAAUUCUCCCACGCCGGUCAGUACGAUCUCACGGCUCUCUUGUCGCGCCUGCAUCGCUGCAAUCCCCUCGUCGAAAAGGGUCUUUGGGCCGUUUUCCCCUUACCGAACAUUCUGAGCGAAGUCGCAACGACGUUAGCUCAGCGCGGUUCUUUUCCGCAGGCACUCGCUAUAACGUGUCUCGUAGCAACCUCGAGUGAUCCGCAUCGGUAUCCAGCGGCUUUCUAUCCGGUGCGGCUGCGAGCGCUCUAUUUCAUCGCCAAACUUCUGUCGCACACGGCGGCUGACACUGCGUCUCCCGCACCGACUGGCUUGGGCAGUGCGAUGCAGACAGCGCUGAAUGAGAUUGAUCAAGUGGCAUUGUGUCAGAUGCUGCUCAUGAUGGUCAUUCGACUUGCGCCGCCGGGUUUUGCCCAGGAAUGGGACCUGGCGAAAGACGCCAAUGAGUUGCUCUAUGAGAUAAACCAGCUUCCCGGCCGGGAUAGGGAGGUCUCGCUGAUCCAGAGUUGGAUUCAGAAUCCGACGGAUGAGCAGUCAAGAGCGUUCUUCAAGUUUGCCGUGGUUGAUCCCGUCCAUACGCUGGCUGACCUCGGCAAAACGGUCAUCUCGGAGCUUAUAGUGUUUUGA
Messenger RNA from Emericellopsis atlantica, 2649 nucleotides. RefSeq lists its product as uncharacterized. The transcript has 5 exons. Gene Ontology annotation, cellular component: nucleus. Gene Ontology annotation, molecular function: protein binding. The record is from RefSeq and is a predicted model, not a curated record. NCBI's taxonomy places the organism in Eukaryota, Fungi, Ascomycota, Sordariomycetes, Hypocreales, Bionectriaceae. Bases 1 to 2649 code for a protein of 882 amino acids.